UGGCCCCCUUCCUGAACAUUUCCAGAUCAGCCCUAGGGUGCAAAGAUUCCAGAAUCUUCCAGAGUAACGGAGCUGGCCCUCCUUCCAGUUCCAGGCAGGCCACAGAGAGAGAUAAAAGAAAAUUGUGCUAACGUGCAAGGUGAUGAGUUGGCUUCCAGCCUCGCCCUCCAAGUACCUCCUCCAGCCAGAGAGAAACUUGUUUGUCUGCUCUCAGAAAACUCCCACACGACACAACACAACACAAGGUGAUGGGAACAGAAGUUUAGCCUCCCAAAACUUAUUUUUCUGGGACGUCUGUUCCCAGCCUUGGACUCAGCAGAUAAGACAACUGCUUGUGGUGGGACCGCUCUUCCUGCAAUUUCGCCAGCCUGAUUCCGGCACGAAGAAGGAACAGUAUCUCGGCAGCUAAAGCUUCUCACUGGAUCCCAAAAUCUUUGCAAAAUAUUUACUUUAGAGAAAGGCUCCCUGUUUUCCUCUACCUAACUGAAGUGAAUAAACAGAACUCCUGCUUGGACUCAAACCCAGUGCUGGAUAGAGCUGGCACUCCACGAAGAAGGGGAUCUGACUCGCUCGUUGUCUUUUUCAUCCCGCGGACCCACGCGCUGGGCAGACGAGGCAGCUGGCAGCCAGGGCAAGCAGCAGCGAUGGAGCCGAGCGGUACCAGCCCUCCGUCUCCACCUCCCAGCAGCCGGACUGCCUUCCCCCAGCGGACCUUGGAGGCUGUUGAUAUUGUUGUCCUGGUUUUGUACUUCGUCUUUGUGUUGGCUGUGGGCCUGUGGAGUCUCAACAUCUUUUUUUGUAUUGUGGUGACCAGAACUGGAUGCAGUAUUCCAAGGGUGGUCUUACUAAGGCUUUGUAAAUCCAUGUGGAAGACAAAACGAAGCACCGUCAAGGGUUACUUCCUAGCUGGAGGCGAGAUGGUCUGGUGGCCGGUGGGGGCCUCCCUGUUUGCCAGUAAUGUUGGCAGUGGGCAUUUCAUCGGCUUGGCUGGCUCCGGUGCGGCCUCUGGAAUUGCCGCCACAGCCUACGAGUGGAAUGGGAUGUUUUGUGUCCUGGUGCUGGCGUGGCUGUUUGUUCCCAUCUACCUUGCAAGUGGGGUUACAACCAUGCCAGAAUAUUUGCAGAGACGGUUUGGUGGCAAACGGAUUCAGAUCUUCCUUGCAAUUCUCUACUUGUUUAUCUAUAUAUUCACCAAAAUUUCAGUUGACAUGUAUGCUGGAGCUCUCUUCAUCCAACAGGCCUUGCACUGGGACCUCUACAUAGCAGUCACUGGUUUGCUGGUCAUCACUGCAAUUUACACUGUGGCAGGUGGCCUGGCAGCAGUGAUCUACACGGACACCCUGCAGACGGUUAUCAUGUUGGCUGGUGCACUCACCCUGAUGGGCUUCAGCUUUGCCAAAGUCGGAGGCCUUGAGGACCUGAAGAACAGAUACUUCAAAGCCAUCGCAAGCAACCACUAUGGAAACACCAGUUGUGGCUUGCCAAGAGAGGAUGCCUUCCACAUAUUUCGGGACCCUGUCACGUCCGACUUUCCCUGGCCAGGUAUCCUAGUGGGAAUGACCAUCCCAUCUCUGUGGUACUGGUGCACCGACCAGGUCAUUGUCCAAAGAUCCCUGGCAGCGAAAUCUCUCUCUCAUGCCAAGGGCGGUGCCCUGUUGGCCUCCUACUUGAAGAUCCUACCCCUCUUCAUGAUGGUCUUGCCUGGGAUGAUCAGCCGCAUCCUCUUUCCAGAUCUAGUGGCCUGUGCUGAUCCUGACUCCUGUAAAGAGAUUUGUGGCAAUCCAUCUGGAUGUUCAGAUAUUGCGUACCCCAAACUUGUCAUUGAGCUUCUGCCACUGGGUCUAAGAGGGCUUAUGAUGUCAGUCAUGAUCGCAGCACUGAUGUCCUCUUUGACUUCCAUCUUCAACAGCGCAAGCACCAUUUUCACCAUGGACCUUUGGCGACAUCUUCGACCUCUGUCUUCUGAAUGGGAGCUCAUGAUUGUUGGCAGGAUGUUUGUUCUGCUCCUUGUCGUCAUUUCCAUUUUGUGGAUCCCGCUGGUGCAGGCCAGCCAAGGUGGACAGCUCUUCAUCUACAUCCAGACCAUCAGCUCUUACCUGCAGCCCCCGGUGGCCAUUGUGUUUAUUCUCGGAUGCUUUUGGAAGCGGACAAACGAGAAGGGGGCAUUUAGUGGUCUUUUGGUUGGCAUGGUGAUAGGCCUGAUCCGGAUGGUUUUGGAUUUCGUCUACCUGCAGCCGGGCUGUGGGGAGUCGGAUAACCGGCCAGCUGUGGUGAAAUACGUGCAUUAUCUCUACUUCUCCAUGAUCCUGGGGGUGAUCACGCUCAUCGUGGUGGUGGCUGUCAGCCUCUUGACGGAGCCCCCUCCGGAGGAAAUGAUCAGCCGCCUCACCUGGUACACCCGCAAGGAUGUUCCAAGAAAAAAUGAUGUUCCAGUUGCAUCGUUAUCCAUUCCGGUCAAAGGAAUCCAUGAGGCUGGUGGUCCUUCUCCUGCGGGGCAGCUGGAAAUUACGGAUGACCCAGAACACACUUGCAAAAACGGUUCAGGUCCUUUGGACACAAAGGAGAAGGAGAAGAAGUCUAAAUUCAUGAGCCUCUUUUUGUGGGUCUGUGGGAUGGAGAGCAGAGAUAAGGACUCACCCGGGACGCCUGUUGAAUCCAAAGCUGGAGUUGGGUCCAAGGCUUCCCUUGAUGAACCACCUCUGGUGAAGCACAUCCUCAACAUCAACCUGGUCUUGUGCAUCAGUGCCGGGGUCUUCCUCUGGGCCUACUUUGCAUAGCCUCGGACCCUGCCAGCCAUUGCAGAGACGCUCUUAGUGCUUGCACACCUGGAGAUACCAUCAAGAACGAGGAGCACCAAAGAGAAGACGAAGGGACGAUCUUGCACAUUAUACAUCGUUUGUAUCCCAUAGGAAAAAUGGUAGAAUGAUGUGAAGGAUUCUGCUUUGGCUGGGUCAGGGUAGCGAAGGGAAGCCUUUGCUAUAAACAUUGCACGUUCAGUGCGUGUAAAAAAAAAAAAACCAACCAGAAGGACUUUGCACUUUUGAUGUUUUAUCCCCUCUGGAUGCUCUUGGACCAGAAUCAUAAACAAGCAGCAUUCCCGGGAUUCAUGGAGCUUAAAAAAAAAAAAAGCCAGUGAUGACAACAGUGUAUUUUUAGUCAAUUCACACGUGUCUACUUGGAAUAUGGAAAAAAUAUUUGAUAAAAUCAGAUCUGGAUGGAAUGGCAUGCAACAUUCUGCUGCAAGUUGGCUUGAUGGCAGAACGUUAUUUGAAGAAGGUCUUGUGGCUAUGUUUUUCCUUAAAGUCACAGGGGGCCUAAUGAUGGAUUUUGCCCCAAUUCUGCUUUUUGAAGCUCUGUGUCUUCUGUUUUGCCACGUUGUGGACUUCUGGGGCUGCCUGUGGUGUAAGGAGCAAGGAAAAGCGUCAAGGCACCCCUCACCAGUGGUGGGCUGCUGUUCCCGGUUCGGACCAGUUUGGGAGAACUGGUAGUUGUGACUUGUGGGUGGGGUGGGGUGAGGUGGGGUGGAUCCGCCUCCACCCACCUGCUCUGGCACUGUGCCAUCCUAUUUAGCCACGUUUUUUAAGCCACGCACAUGCAUUCAAGCACACGCAUGAGCAAAGCACAUGUGCAAAUGCACACACUCACAUUUUUGGUGCUGGGGCGAACCAGUUGUUAAUUCAUGUGCUACCCACCUCUGCCCCUCACCUAAUGUGGGGGAUAAAGUUGCUGCAUUGUUAGGAUGGGAUCCAUUCCUUAGGCCAGUUCUUUUCAUGGACAUCUUCUCUGAGGAUACUUUGAGGAAUCUCAAAACCCUCAAAAGAAAAAGGAUUUGUAGGUGCAACUAUGUCCCAAGGACACUUUGGUGGGCUGAUGCAAUUGAUACGAAGACCCCUUGCUCUGUUAGGCGGAGUGUCCCCCGGACUCAGCUGCCAGCACGCUGUCUUGCAGGAGCCCCUAAGAGCAUCUCCCAGAGCCAGCAAUCUGAGGGUCCCAUCUGGGCAGGAAGUCCAUUCCACCCUUAUGGCCCUCGUUCCUUUCAGCUGCUGGACUAGACUGCGGUAGACCCACAUGGUAAUUGCAGCAUGGUUGCAAUGACAUAUGGGGCCAAGCCUAAUACCGUGUUUCUCCGAAAAUACGACCUACUCAAAAGUAAAUUCUACCUUAAGAGCGAAAAAAAGAUGUGCGCAAGUGAGGUGAGUCUGUGGAUGACAUCCCAACCCCUGAAAAUAAGACCUGGUGCCUUUUUUUGGUGGCAAAUAUAUAUAUAUAUAAGGCAGGGCAGUGGUGAAAUGUAAAAUUUGUUUUUACCGGUUCUGUGGGCAUGGCUUGGUGGGGUGGGGUGGGGGUAAUGUGACUGGGUGGGCAUGGCCAGCUCUUUUUUAAAAAAAAAACUUUUAAAACCAUUUUUUCUAUAACCUCUUUGGCCGAAGAAGUUGUUAAAAAAUGCUUUUAAAAGGCUCUGACGAUCUGAAGCUCAGUUGCCUGAUAGUCAGAGGCUUUUUUUUCUUUUAAAAACAUUUUUUCUACAACCUCUUCGGCUGAAGAGGUUGUAGAAAAAAAUACUUUUAAAAGCCUCUGACGAUCCCAGCUGAGCCGCACGAUCAUCAGAGGCUUUUUUUUUACUUUUAAAAGCAUAUUUUUGGUGGAAGAGGUUGUAGGAAAAAAUGCUUUUAAAAGCCUCUGACGAUCCCAGCUGAGCCGCGCAAUCAUCAGAGGCUUUUUUUUUACUUUUAAAAGCAUUUUUUCGGCGGAAGACGUUGUAGAAAAAAUACUUUUAAAAAUAAAAAAAAAGCCUCUGAUCAUGGCGUGGCUCAGCCGGGCAUGGGAGGGAGGGGCAGGAUGUUUGCUACCGGUUAUCCAAACCAUACGCCGCCAUCGCUACCGGAUUGGGUGAUCCGGUCCAACCUGGGAGCAUUUCACUCGAGACAGGGUCUUAUUUUCAGGGAAACACGGUAGAGUGUGAUUAAGUUGGGCUUUCCAACUCCAGACAUGUAAACCAUGGUUUGUGGCUAAGUGCAGAAUAUGGUUGAGAAUAGCAGCUUUCCUCAGCAGCGGCCCAGGCCUUGAGGGUCUCGGCUACAAGGAGGGCCAAACGCCACUUCCAUUUGCUUACAGUUCAGGUGUGUUUGGCGCACAGACAUUUUUUUUCCAGGGGAAGGAAGUAAUGCCGAUGACAAACAGUAUCAGGCUCCGAUAAAAAUGUUCCAUAGGAAAGUGCGGGAGAAGCUGGAUCUUUAACCGGAAAGGAAGCUAUGGAGGCAGGAUGAGAAAUCCAAAGGGCUUCCCCAUCACAUUUCUGUGGGCAGCACCAGAAAGGACUGUGGUUCCCUCAUGUUCAGCAGAGGAUCUGUGGGCAGCGCCCUCUUCCUGGGUGCAAAAAUGCAGACUGUAUUGUUUACAGAAUACUUUGGGUGUAACGACAUGUUUUUCAUGGUGUUUUAAAAGAAGAUCAACGUAUGUGUUGCUAUUUAUUAUUCUGAAGAGAGUGAGGGGCCUCUGCAGACAGGCAGCUCUAUCCCUGGGCUCUGCUGGAUCUCCUUGGACCAGUUUUCUUCUCGAGGCACCCAUAAGCCGACUUCAAGUCUAUGUUUACCAGACGGGAUGUCCUGCACACAGAGACUACAUCAUGCCAUUCUUUUUUUCUUUUGGAGGAGCUCUAUAACAAUAAAUACAUACAGCUCAA
Messenger RNA from Pantherophis guttatus, 5683 nucleotides. RefSeq names its product solute carrier family 5 member 11 (gene SLC5A11). The record is from RefSeq and is a predicted model, not a curated record. Gene Ontology annotation, cellular component: plasma membrane. Gene Ontology annotation, biological process: transmembrane transport. Gene Ontology annotation, molecular function: D-glucose:sodium symporter activity. Lineage: Eukaryota; Metazoa; Chordata; Lepidosauria; Squamata; Colubridae.